CUAAAUUGUAGUAUUAUAUGGCAAAUCCUGCACACAGCCAACCCAUGAUAUUUGCAACUUGUUAUGCAUAACAUCACAUUCAAUUACUUAUUGAAUUCACUUAAAACUCACACCAAUUGGAUCCAACCAAAUCAAUAAUGGAUGAAUUUCUUGACCAAAGUAUCCUUGAUAAGCCGACAAGGUUUUCGUUACCAGUUCUCCUAAUAUCUCUAUUUAAAUAAAGUGCUGAUUUCAUUCAAAAAACUUUAAAUUAUAUCAAUAAAUCAUGCAAAACUUUAUUGAUUUUAAUAUCCUUGCUAAAUCUUCAAGAUUUGUCAUCGAUAAACUAUAUAAUGAUGCUAACUAUAAUUACUUUAACAAUGCAGAAACUUACGAAGAUUGGAAUAAUGAGUGGAGGAAGGUCAAGAAGGAUACUAUUGAACUAUCUCUACUUGAAAGAAACCGUACGAGACUUGUGUUUUGGUCAUUUAAUUAUCAUGUUAUUAGUAUUCAAAAUCCUUACAAGGAUUUUGACAUAGAAUAUAUUAGUGGGGAAUAUUGUCAAGGUGAUCUCACUCAUCUCAUGAAAUCAGCCGAAUACUUCUUUGGUGGAGUAGAUGACGAUUUUCGAAAUGUGUUGAGAGAACAACAUGAAAAUGAAUCUGUGCAUGUACUCGACUUAGUACGCACAGGAUGCAUCAACCUUUUUAAGAUCUCGUUUUGGUUCUCUACUCCUUGUCCUCGGCUUCUACCAAAACCAAAGUCUUUAACUAAAGAGGCUUUGGCUAAUGAACCUGCUGAGGUUUUGCCUAAUGAGUCUGCUGAGGAUUUGCCUGCUAAGUCUUCACAUAAAUCUGGUACUUUUUUAAAACCAUUACGUAGGUCUACUAGGUUAAUAGCUCAACGACCAAAAUCACCAAAUAUUUCAAUUACAUCUAGCAAACAUAAAACAUCACUACCUGAUUCAUCUCCAAAUAAAGUUUCGGAUCAAUCAUCACCAAAAAAUACAUCAUCAUGGGUCAGAGAUCAAUCUCAAUCAGGGCCAAGUUACCAAUAUAAAUUCCGUUCGUUGUUUAAAGAUAAUCUACAGAUUGCUUCUGAUUUUCAAGAAUUAGACACACAUUAUUUUGAAAUGCGAUAUAGUUCGAUUAUGAUUGACAAAGCUCUAUUGGAGAAAUUUGAUUCUACAGAAAUAAAGAUCACUAAAGGAUCGAAAACAAAUGAACAGGAAUUGUCUUAUAUGCUCAAAGAUUACUUGCUAAAUCCGAUCCUAGAAUUUCUUAUAAAAAGCUCCAGUGAUCUGAUAAUUCUCAAUUCGCAAAGCUCAACAACCGGAAAAGUAAUUCCUGAAUUCAAAUUCACUAAAAAUGGUACAUUUCAAAUACCAGUGCAAAUCAAAUUUGACAGGAUUUCGGAAACAUACAAUAAUCAUACCGACUCCAAGAAAUCAGCCUGGGGCGAAUUUUGUAAUCAACUACUUUUUCAAAUUCUCACUACAAAGAGUAGAGUUGCUUAUGCGUUUGAUACCAAUUGUGUGUUAUUUAUUCAUCUAGAUGAAGAAGCUACAGCACCAAGACUCAUUAACGAGUCAUUUGAAAUUCAAUUAGCAUUUAAAUGCAAGUUGUUUGAAUAUAGUUCUAGUGAUUUCAAUAUAGUCGCGUUAGUAUUAGGGAGUAUGAUUCAUAAUUUGAGUCUAGUUAGCGAAGAAGGUCUGAAAAAUGUCGACAUGAUUAUGAACAAGUUACAGAUUGAUGAUUCCGACAGAGAUCUUUAUAGAGACUGGCAAAUUAAUUUAAUGUCACAGGACUUCACCACACAAUUUCUGAAUUUUCAAAAAUCUGGUAACAAAUAUAUCAAAGAAGAAUAUCCACUUGUAUCCAUUCCAAACGAAUGUUAUGCAGCGGUUGAAAACAUGAGAUUUGAUUUCCCUGAUCUUUUGGAGGAAGAUUUUAUUAUUCAUCCUAGAGAAUUUAGACCUAAAAGUAAGCCAGGAAGUGGAUAUUUUCUGCAGGUUAGAUUGGUGAAUUAUAUUAAGGCAAGCAGUAAAGUGAAGUCUCCAUUGAUUUUAAAAGUCUAUAACCCAUGUGACUAUAUUGAAAAUGGUUCUAUUGACAGAACUGAAUUUUAUAAGAUAUAUUCAUUCAUUGUCAGUAUGUUCCUAACAGAGGUAGAUUCUUAUAUGAAACUUAGAAAUCAUGAGCCAACAGGAAUAGAUUCAGAUAGACCCCCAAGUGAUGAUUCAAUUAAUUAUCUACCAUACUUGUUUCAAUACGGUUGGUGUAAUUUUAACACUGAUUCUAAACUUGUGGGGUUUUAUUUGUUGUUGGAGUAUAUAGAUGAUUCAAAUACAGUGGAAGAUGCAGUUAAGUAUAAGGAAGCAUUUAAAGCUUUAAAAAAAAUACACCAAGACCAUAAUAUGAUUCAUGGGGAUAUAAAACGAGAUAACAUAUUAUAUUCGGAGUCCCGAAAACGGGUGUAUUUGAUAGACUUCGGUUUAUCAAAAAGGAAAAAUAUAAGUCAACCUGAUGACAAGUCAAUGAAAAGAGAUUUGCAAAAAUUAUCUGAUGCAUAUCCUAUGGUUCCAAGUUCUGAGGAUUUUGAUGAUGAGAUUCAGGAGAGUCCAACUAGGAAGAAGAAAAAAUUAAAAAGUUAAAUAGUUGUAUGUUUUUUUUUUUAUUAUUAAUCUAAUAUAUGAAGUCGAAGAAAAAGGGAAUAUAUUACCCACUUUAUUGUAGUUGGAAUGACCUUUUUAAGCCCUAGAACAGUACUUUUCUUUAUAAUAAAAAUCUUUAUAUAGAGUUUGUUAAAGGAGAUA
This is a messenger RNA of Scheffersomyces coipomensis, 2794 nucleotides long. RefSeq lists its product as uncharacterized. Gene Ontology annotation, biological process: protein phosphorylation. The record is from RefSeq and is a predicted model, not a curated record. The coding region runs from base 266 to 2632 and encodes 788 amino acids. Lineage: Eukaryota; Fungi; Ascomycota; Pichiomycetes; Serinales; Debaryomycetaceae. The transcript has a single exon. Gene Ontology annotation, molecular function: ATP binding; protein kinase activity.